Messenger RNA from Suillus bovinus, 1418 nucleotides. RefSeq lists its product as uncharacterized. NCBI's taxonomy places the organism in Eukaryota, Fungi, Basidiomycota, Agaricomycetes, Boletales, Suillaceae. The transcript is spliced from 7 exons. The record is from RefSeq and is a predicted model, not a curated record. Bases 256 to 1320 code for a protein of 354 amino acids.
UCUUAUUGUUCUUUACAAUGUGAAGCUUGUCCCUCCCUUGCCACGUUGGUGAUGGUCGAUAUUUAAUGGGAUCUUUUGUGGACCGGAUCCCCUUUGUCUCUGGUGGACCGAACUGUGCUCCUAGAGAGUGUCACUCAUAGUUCUGUUAAUCCCCGCUUGGCUUCGUUUUCACCUUUCACAGUUGGGCAACAGUGCACGACUUUCCCUACCGUCGCUCUUUCUUUCACGACCAACAGCACCAUCAAAGACGACGAAAUGCAGAAUUCCUUCAUCAUCAUCCGAGCCAUAUUUUUCACCCUCAUCCUCUAUUUUAAUUUGCUAGCAAUUAUCUUUGCAGGGUGGAAUAUCAUGUCCUCUACUUCCUCUGGGAUGCCAGUGCCUGGUGCAGCGGCAUUCCUCAUUGUAAACGCUGCCCUUAUCUUUUCUCUUACAAUGCUAGCAUAUUCGGCGGAGGUUAUAUGUCCCAAAGCGAGGCCUUCCCAUGUUAGAUUUGAGUGUGGCUGGACUGUACUGAUGGGUGUACUUCAACUAGCUGCCAGCAUUUAUGUCACAACUGCUAGUUCUCCAGUGUUGUGCCAAUCGCAAUCCACGUGGACUAUCUGUGCCUCUGCAGCAUUGCUUAUUCCGAUUAGCUGGUUGGCUACGUUCAUCAUGCUUGUGUAUUGUGUCACGUUAUGCGUAAUGGCAGCAACUCAUGUCCAUUUCAUGCCUGCCCUUUGGAAAAUGCCUGUGACCGCGGUUCCUUGGUUUAACCUCGCUGAUUCGAUACCUAUCUCUUUUCCCUCGCGCCCAUUGUCGGAUAUUUCAUUAUCCACCUGGGCUGAAAGCGGCAGUUCCUGCAAGGUCACCGAAUACAUUGCGGACACUUGGGAAAGGUUUCAUAGAGUUGACCGACGUGUCGUCGAACCCUCGAAGCCUAUUCUGUUUUCCCGCAAUCGUUCGUCUAUCGAUCCUGCUCGACCGGCGUGGGCGAAGCAAUUUGAACUUCAGACUAGGCGUGGUGUCGACCAACCUUUUUUGACACAACGCCUAUCGCCAUCCAGCAGCUCUCCGAAGGUACCCCUGCCACCUCCAAAAGCGUGUACUAGAGAGAUGUCGGGUCUGAGCGACUUCAAGUAUGCUGGGACAUUCACGAAUUUGGAGCUGGAUAAAAAUACAUCUUGCUCAACUUUGACGCCACGGACACCAACCAUUUUUCCCAAGAGGAUUGCAGAUCCUGAUCUGCCCAUCCCACGACCGCAACUAUCUGAGUGGAUACCCGCGGAUGCGGUCAAUGUUACUGAUAUUCAUGAACUCUGGCCCCAUAGAGGUGUUUUUUGAUUACCAUCCUUUGCAUUCCAUACUCAAUUGUAUUAUAUCCCUUAGCAUAUUUAGCUUUCAUUCGGACUUGGGUAUCACCAUGAAUGCUGUAUUAAAAU